Messenger RNA from Trichomycterus rosablanca, 6124 nucleotides. It is a transcript of the gene prr36b, whose product is annotated as proline rich 36b. The transcript has 5 exons. NCBI's taxonomy places the organism in Eukaryota, Metazoa, Chordata, Actinopteri, Siluriformes, Trichomycteridae. The record is from RefSeq and is a predicted model, not a curated record. Bases 314 to 5077 code for a protein of 1587 amino acids.
GUUUCCAUUCUUCAUUCAGCAUCUCUUCUGCCUCUCGUUUUCUCUUAUACACACCGAACCAGUUCCAUCAAAAAUCCGUCUGGACUUUCAGCUCUAGUUUUACACUGUUAGUCCAGUUUGUGUGGGUGCUUAUUGUGUCCUUUUGUGGCGGAAUUGUGAGGAGAAGCGAGGAUAGCAGCGAUACUUGGGCGUAGCUGCUGAGAGGAAACAGCCGUUAAGCUUCGGGUUCCUCACUGUGUUUAUCUGAGAGUGUUUGAGAGUCUAAUACUCUCAAUUCUUCUUUGUGGAGUCGGACCACCAGGACUGAGACGAGAUGAAACCAGACGGGGUUGACGCGGCAACCAUGGAGCCAAUGGUGGCCCUCGACGCAGAUCCUGCGGUCCAAGUUGCCCCUGUGGACGAGGGCCAGGAGCAGGCUCUUCUGGCUUCACAAACAGAGGAGCCUCAACCAACCGAGACGCCUGCCGCCGCCACGAAGACCAACAAGGACAAGCCGGCAGACUCCAAAGCAAAGACGAAGGGCGUCACCAAAACAAAGACUCCCACAAAGACGUCCACAGCCGGCCCUCGACCCAGCGCCGCUCAGAGCCGCCUGACAAACGGAGUACAGAAAUCACAAACCAACGGCGUCGCCAAGAAGACGAGUGCAGCGCCCGAGAAGAAGACGACGACCACGACCGCCAGAAAGCCAGCGGCUGCUCCUGUUACCACCAAGCCCGCACCCAAACCCACAGAAAGGAAGCCUGUCGGGGCAGCACGGCCGUCCACUGCUCCUGUUAACGGAACGAAGACCACGACCACCGGCACUGCACAGCCAGCGAAAAAGACCCCUGCUGCACCCGUCAGUGGGGAGAAAGCCAAACCCAAAACUGCUGCUUCAGCUACUAGACCCGCCUCUGCAGCCACCACCAAGCCCAGCACGACUCCCAAAACUGAUAAGCCGCCUGUCUCCAAGACAACCAGGCCUGCAACAAGUACCACGUCUCGCCCGGCCACCGCUGCACCCAAGCCAGCUGCUUCAACCACAUCCAAGACAUUGACACCUGUAUCAAAGACCACUUCUUCUACAGCAAAAACGACUGCCUCCACAGCCAAGCCGUCACCUGCUAAAACUACAGCUCCGUCUGCUGUCCGCACUUCAACCCAGUCCACAAAAAGCCCUGCACCCAUCAAGAAAGAUGCAAGCAAGCCAGUUACACCAGCAGCCAAAAAGUCAACUGCCUCCUCUGUCACCCGCCCUGCUUCAACUAAAAACGGCAAGGCUGAUACCCCAACCAAACCUGAGUCUGCUGCCAAAAAAUCUGCAACCCCCAGCAAACCAGCAGCGGAUGCCAAAACCAGUAAGCCUAAAGACAGCAAGCCAACUCCUUCAAAAGAGGUCAGUGCCAGCCCCAAAACAAAGACCAGCACAGCCAAGACCACCAGCCCUAAGAAAGCAGUGGGUAGCAGCACUCCCAUGCCUGUUAAACGUGGACCCAAAGCUGCACAGCUAGCUGAACCUGCACCACCAGAGAGUGAGAAGAAGGAUGUAGCCUCAGUUGAAGCCUCUAAUGCUGCUCCAGCUGAUGUUAUGGCUGCUGUGGCUGUCGCUGCUGUUACUGCUGCCUCAGCUGCUGGUGUUUUGGCUGCAGCCGACGAGUCUGAAGUCCACACUGAACCAGAGGCUGAACCUCUUCCUGAACAAAAGCCUGAAGUUGUGCCUGAACUCUCACAUGAAGCUGAGUUUGAACUUCUGCCUAAAACUGACUCUGAACCUCUGCCUGAAUCAAAGUCUCCACUUGCAUCUGAACCCAUUACAGAAAUUCCACUUAAACCUGACACAGACAGUAAAUUUGAGCUUGAAACCAUGGCUGAACCUUCCUCAGACGCCAAUUCAGAAAUCCCAUUGGUAGUAAAGUGUGAAUUUGACUUUCAAACUAACCCUGAAUUCCUUCUUGAAUCAGAACCUGCGCCUGAACCCAAGUCUGAAGUCCUGUUUGAAGCUGAGACUGAACUUGCUCCAGAACCCAAGUCUGAGGUUCUAAUUGAAACUGUUUCUGAACCUGCUCCAGAACCCAAAUCUGAAGUCCUGGUUGAGACUGAAUCUAAACUUGCUCCAGAACCCGAAGCCGAAGUCCAGUUUGGAACUGAGUCUGAACUUGUCCCAGAACCCAAGUCUGAAGUCCAGUUUAAAACUGAGUCUGAAUUUGUCCCAGAAACCAAGUCUGAAGUCCAGUUUGAAACUGAGUCUGAACUUGUCCCAGAACCCAAGUAUGAAGUCCAGUUUAAAACUGAGUCUGAAUUUGUCCCAGAAACCAAGUCUGAAGUCCAGUUUAAAACUGAGUCUGAAUUUGUCCCAGAACCCAAGUAUGAAGUCCAGUUUGAAACCGAGUCUGAACUAGUCCCAGAACCCAAGUCUGAACUCCAGUUUGAAACUGAGUCUGAACUUGUCCCAGAACACAAAUACGAUGUCCUGUUUGAUACUGAGUCUAAACUUGCCCCAGAACAGAGGUCUAAAGUUCUGUACGAUACUGAGUCUGAACCUGUCCUAGAACCCAAGUCUGAACCUGAGUCCGAAAAUGCUCUUCAAUCAAAAUCUGAAGUACUUUUUGAGACUGAGUCUGAACUUGCUCCAGAACCCAAGUCUGAACUCCAGUUUGAAACUGAGUCUGAAUUUGUCCAAGAACACAAGUCUGAUGUCCAGUUUGAAACUGAGUCUGAAUUUGUCCAAGAACACAAGUCUGAUGUCCAGUUUGAAAUUGAGUCUGAAUUUGCUCCAGAACACAAGUCUGAUGUCCAGUUUGAGUCCGAACUUGUGGCAGAAUCCAAGUCUGAUCUCCUACUGGAGCCUGAAAUUGCCCCUGAACCCAACACUAAAUCAUUUAUUACUGCUGCAGCUCAGGAAAUGGAAGAUGAUGCUGCAUAUAUCCCAGAAGAUACAGAGGAGGAAACAAUUAAAGAUUCUCAAGUAGACAAGGUCAGUUUCGAGCCCCUAAGUGCUCCUUCUUCUCUGGGCACAACAAUCAUGUCACCACCAUCCUCUCCCACUGGAGAUGUACCAAUUUCUGUACCCACUUUGGUGGAACCCCAGAUCUGUGCUUCAGCAAUGGACAUGCAUGAUGGCAGUACAAAUAAUAAUCUGCAGCAGGAAGAGGUCAGUCAUCAGGAGGAUCCACUAAUGGCUGCAGAGUCUACAGAAGAGGAGACACUGGAUGUAGAAAAACCUUUUGAUCUGGCAGUUGAACCUGAACUGUUAAGUACCUCACCUAUGGAGAGGUUCAGCACAGUGUCACCAGUUUCACCCAGCAUGGAGAAGGAGGAGGCAGUUGAAAAGGCGGAAGAAGAGAUUAAUGAAGAUGAUGAGGAGGAUGAUGAUGAGGAGAAGGAACAACAGGAGAGCGAAUAUGUGAAGACUAUGUCUGAGAUGCAGAAAGUAGAAGAGGUAAAGGUCGGAUUCUCAGGAUUUGGUACAGACAGUUGGGGCAUGAUGCAUUCUGAUGAUGCUGACAGUAGUAUUCAGCAGGAGAAACCAGAAGCAAGCUCACCAUGUCGAAUGGAGAGUCAUCAUAGGGAAGAUGAGGAUGACCUCUCUCAAAAGAAAGUGGAAAUCGAACAGCCAUUUAUGGGCCCACCUGGGGUCAAAUCUUUUUCUGAUGAAGAUGAAGAGGAGGAGGAAGAUUAUCAAGAGAAGGAGCAAGAUGAGCAAGACAUGGACAUUGGUCCAGAGCAUGUUGACAAACACCGCAUAGAUUUUGGCCAUGAGCAAGAUAGUGGCCACCACUUGGAUGCUCAAUAUCACCCUCAGUCCCAAGAGGAGGAGGAGCAUGAAGACGAAGAUGUUGAGAUGGUCAGUGAGGCUCCCAUGGAAAGUGGGAUCACAACUGCUGAAAAUGUUGACGAUGAUUACUAUGAUGAAGGUUAUCCGGACAAUUUGAACAGCACCGCUCCUGCCCCCUCUAUGCCGAUGACUGCAGCCUGGGGUCCAUCCAACCCCUUUGUGGACACUUGGGCUCAACCUGCCUCCAUCAAUAUGUCAGCCAGCCUUUUAGACACUGAGACAGCUGAACCUGAGGUCCCCAAAAAGUCCCCUGCUGAAGCCUGGCUGGAGCAGCCUUUAGGUCAUUUGACUGAACCACAAUUCGAAACUCGAGAAGAGACAGAGAGCUCCGUCCCAGUGGACCCAGCCAACCUGUGUGUACCUGCUAUAGGCAUGUCUCAGUCAAGUACCCUGAGUGGAACAGCUCUGCCAGCCCACAGCAGCAGCGAGACCAGCACACCCGAGGAGCUGCGAGACUACGACAGCAGCUCAGGUGUCGAGUCACGCUCAGAAAAGCAACAUACACCCGUACCCACAGCCCAACCUGACCAAGAACAGGACCUGGGAAUUCACCUGGAGCGAGGGGACGGUGAGGAGGAGGAGGCAGAGACACUCCCAGCAGACGACGUCUUAGGUGAUGCCCCAACUGCACCAGCAUCUGUUCCGUCCUCACCCUCUACUUCUGCUGAUGAGGCAAGUGAUACUGAAGGAGAAAUGCAGAUAAACGACCCUGAUGCUCCAGCUGACGACACUGUAGCUUUUGACAGCCCCACCGCUGCCCGAAACCUCCCUGCUUUGGAGGAAGAUGAGGAGGCUGCAGACAUGCAGGCGGGCGAGGAAGACGGUGGCACGCCACAAUCCGCCAAUUCCGUCGCCUCCUACGGAUUUGACUGUUCGGUUUCCAACUCCAACGCCCAUUCUACGGCAGACAGCUGCGGUAAGAGCCCUGGCAUCUUUUCCUUGGAGAAUGAAGACCAGCUUCCGGAAGAAGCCAAGGAUCCCUCACUCAUCAAGGAGCUGACCUUGCCGGCUGCAAUCACUCAUCCUGAAGAUCUGCUGGGUUAUCCUGUAGACCUGCAUCCUUUCAACCAAAAGGAAGAACCCCACAGCAAUCUGGAUGACCAAUACCUGCUACAGACAGGAGCCAGCGCCGACGCAGAGUCUGAUCCAGAGUCACCCAUGCAUCUCUCGCCCCAGCACGACAGCGGCAUCGACGGCCAGCCACCUUAUUACUCCACAAUAUGUGAUAAAACUGAUAGCUUUCUAGCAGGUAACGUAUAAAGUGUUCCUUGGAAUGCACCUUUCCACCACCCCUUUCCAAAGUAUGCCCCUCUAUCUUCCUUUUUUGUCAUUGGUUUUUUGUACGAGUCUAAGCGUAGAAAACAGGGAGAUAAGUGCUUUUGGAGUAAAAUCGGGAUGUCAGGGGUUGGACUGUAGCUUAAUCAGUGCUGCUUCUUCUUUCUUUACCACUAUUAUAGACAUGGAUACAACUGUAUGGCUUCAUUUUCUUGUAUGUAUGAUAGCUAUUGUCGUUUUCUAUUAGAAUGUACUAUUAAAUAACACUGUGCACUACAGCACCCCUGAACGUGGAUUGAUAGACUGAGAUGUUGUAAAGUCCUUUAACAAAAAAGGAAAACACACAGAUAAAAAAAAGGAAGAAAAAGGAUGGACGUUCUGUAUGUUUGUAUUUAUCCUUCUGUUUUUACCGAACAAAUGGUAAAUGAUUUUUUUUAUACUUGUUUAUUGUUUUAUCGUUUGUUUUUGUUAAGUUCCCUGUCUUACCUACUAUUUGUUCUCUUGCACUGUAGAGUUAGCCUUAAACCUUUUAAAACGUGUUCCUGUGUCAAGAACUAACUGUUUUAGCACUAACUAAAGUUAGAUAAUCUUCCAAAGGCUUUGCACUUUGGAGCUUCAACGUAGGGCAGUAUCGGAAUGUUAGAUGGGAGACGACGUUUCAUUUUUACACAUUUUCUUAAUACUCCAUGUUUUCUUGAAGGAUAAUUUAUCAUGGUGAGUAACGUGACACAUUGUAAGUACCCGAGUACUUACCUGAUGGUGUUAUUUGCAUUAGUUGAACUGUUUUUUUGGCUCAAUCAUUGAAUUUAGAAAAAAAAACAAAAAAAAAACAAGAUAAGGUUCCUCCACAAUAAAAAAGACACUUGAAAGUGGGUGGGGUUCGGACAAUUUCACUGGAAAUUGCAUGUGCAACUAAUUACAUGACUGUAAUGCUAUUCAAUACUUAUUAUGUCAAGAUGAUAGAAAAAACAAAUACGGUUCACACUAAUUAAAAGCCUUUUCAAAAUUGCAUUAAACAAAAUUUCAAGGCCA